CACCACCAUGUAGUCUCUAGGUCAUGGAUAGUAUGACAUUGAUGCAGAUCGGAUCAUAAUGUUAAUAUUGGCACUUGGAACUUGGAACUUGUCAAAUGUUUCGCACAUACGUUUUCAAUUGCGGUACAGUUCAAGUCCAAAUGUCUUGGAGUUGCACCGCUUGCUCCGCAGCGCUUUGGUCUGACUCCUAUUUUACAUUCAUGUUUUAUCUUCUUUCAUCAUGUCGGCGACUUACCCUGCAUUCUGCUCCCUCAAACAGCCUGACAUGGAAUUUCUAUCAAUGCCAGUGUCUGUUGAUCAGUCUCCUAUCUUCGACGAUAUAGCUUGGCACGAGAGUCUGAUUAUCACUCUCCGACUUUUCGAAGAACUUGUUGGUGGUACAGUGCCGCACUACAGUAACAUGACAUCUUCUCCGGCUGGAGGUUUACCUUCCGUCACUCGGCAGACCAUCUCUCCUGGGGAAUCAUCUACUCCGACUCGCGAAACCAAGUGUCCUGCCAGCGGGGAAUCAUCCACUCCGGCUCGCGAGACCGUUUUUCCUGAGGAAUCAUACUCUCCGACUCGCGACAUGACUGGGCCAGUGCGAUCGAAGCGUGCUCAUCCUCGCGUGGCCCAUGCCUGUGAUGAAUGUCACAACAAGAAGAAAAAGUGUUCUGGGGAGCAGCCACUGUGUCUAAGUUGCCAAAAGACGGGAAGGGUAUGCAUUUGGUCACGCAUAAAAACCACAAAAACCCGCUCCUAUCUGAAGUACGGUGUGACCAAGUUGUAUCGACCACCAUCUCGUACAUGCGAGCGGGACUCCAUGGCGAGACUUAUGCAGCCAUAUAUCGCGGCCCCAAAACCAACGUAUCCCAUCAGGCUUCAGGAUAUGCAGCGUACAGAUACUUUGGCGUCUGCCGUGCGGAAUGUUCAAGCUGCGAGCUUACCUUCUGAAUCGUGGGUUGAGUUUCCGGCGCAGAUAGCCACCAAUCGGACGCGGACUGUUGAGUUGGACUGGAGUGAGUUGGGUUCGUCCGACUUCAGUCAGGCAUGGAUCCCACCGCUUCACACCCGUCCACCGUCUUUUGGCAACAACUUGUCUCGUGCACAAUCUCUCCACACGCGCCAACAACUGCGUCACGAAGAUAUCUACCGCAGGGCUCUUGCCGGCUACUGACACCUUGCAAGAAAGCAUUCCUGCCAAAGAUGUGCAUCCUGUUUAUACAUCCCAUUAUAACCCAACCCCCAUUCCCUCCCUGGGUAUUGACAUGAUGGUCUGUUUGCCUGUCUUUGGACUAUGAUACGGACGCUAUUGCUAUUAAUUACACAGACACUUCAGAGAUGGACUUUCAUAUCAACGACAUUACUACCAACUACACGGACACUUAAGCAAUAUCUACGUUACCGACAUUGUUACUUAUCAGCUACACAGACACUUUUGCGAGGGACUGCGAUCUGGACGUUUUAACUGUGGACUACAUACGCAUUCACUCAUACUCGUACAAAUCUGGGACAUUUGGCUGAACUCAUAGUCCUAAGUACAUCGUGUAGCAGUACAAAUCCGAUGAUCCGCUAC
Molecule: messenger RNA, 1555 nt
Organism: Suillus clintonianus
Lineage: Eukaryota; Fungi; Basidiomycota; Agaricomycetes; Boletales; Suillaceae
Exons: 2
Coding region: 221-1156 (311 amino acids)
Biological process (GO): positive regulation of transcription by RNA polymerase II
Cellular component (GO): nucleus
Molecular function (GO): zinc ion binding; sequence-specific DNA binding; DNA-binding transcription factor activity, RNA polymerase II-specific
Source: RefSeq, a predicted model, not a curated record